This is a messenger RNA of Rhipicephalus microplus (southern cattle tick), 2073 nucleotides long. RefSeq lists its product as uncharacterized. Gene Ontology annotation, biological process: DNA integration. The record is from RefSeq and is a predicted model, not a curated record. Lineage: Eukaryota; Metazoa; Arthropoda; Arachnida; Ixodida; Ixodidae. Gene Ontology annotation, molecular function: nucleic acid binding; zinc ion binding.
AGCCCACAGCGAUAACGCAAUGCCUACACACCGCGGCACGGCACUUGACGGCGGCGACGUAUCAGACACCCAGGUGGGACCACGCGAAGCAAACGCGGGUGGCUCUUGAUCAAUCAUGCUUUUUCUCCCCUUUCGCUCAAAGCGCGGAUGCACGGUGACAUUUCCCUCCUUUCUUAAAGACCGUUAGUCACGUCGCCUUUCGAAUUAAGGCUGGCGACGAGAAGACGUCCCAGUAACAGGGCGCGAAGUACCGCGCAAACAGUCCCGACUUGUAUUAGAAGAGCUCCGUCAGACAUUGUAGAGUCCGGUUCUCGCAUGACGCGCGGAUCCGUGCGCCAAGUUUCGAAGUGAGUCGUCCGACAAACGGGAGCCACCACGAGAUCGUCAAUCGUAGGGGGUUAUCGGAGGACUCCAGUAUUGCCAAGCCAUGGGUCGUGGCACCUACAACACGAUCCUGAUCGUGGUGUUGGUGCUGAACCUGCUCUUCUGGAUGGUGGUAAUCCUGUGGCGUGUGUACAUCCUCAAGCGGACGCGGGACCAGAUACGACGCCAGCGGCGCCAGGCGGCCGAGGCCUUCUCCAACCCGUCGCUGGUCACGUGCGAAGGAACAGGUGUUCUUCCUGGUUCAGCAUCUCGAGAUGGCCGCGAGCGGCCGUUUGUGUUGGCGACACCUCGCAAUGAGCUGCCACCUCCCUAUGAUGAAGCAAUCAAGUAUCCAUCCCUGGACUGGACGAACUCCGGCUGCGAGCUACCAACCCUGCACACAAAUGUGCCAGGCAGCGGAGGAGGCGGAACGGGACCAGCGCGACUCGCACCCCAGCAGCAGCAGCAACACUCUCCUGAUCCCAGCAGACCCCCUGUUCCACCAAGACCCAGCCGACUGCCAUCUGCAAGGCCUCUGGCCCAAGCGAACUCAUCAGCCAUGACCGAGGCGGCCACCUUGCCUACCUACGAAGAAUUACAGAGACGGGGCACUGUGCCUAACCCAGAAAUAGUGCUCACUGUUUCAAGCCACGUUCGCAACCAGAGCGCUUGAAUGCGGCACUACGGUGAUUACUGCAGCCUACGACGACUGUACGCCUCGCUCAGGAAAGCAGAGUGCACGGUGCGCGAUGUUGUCCUGGAGGCGUCCUGCUGAUCUCAAGUGUUUAGGGUGCUCUCAUUCAGUACAUAUGAUUGUUCACUUAAAGCUUACCACAGGUUGGCUUCGAUAAACGGAGUACCAGGCUGGGAGCAUGUUGAGAACAUGUGUUCCAGUUGCUAGGCGUGGUUCUAGUCAGAAAUUCAGUUGGCAAAGCCACGUUUGCAGUCUGAACAAAUGCACCUAUCCCAUGCUGCUAAAUGCGGUGGCUGCUUUUUGAAUGUCAACAAAAAAGUAACAAUGUUACAUAACGUGGGGAGGGACAUCCCCCGGGUUCGCGCAUCUCGAUCAGACGCUACAUGUGCAUUAAACGUGUAAUUCAAAUACCAAGCUAUAAAUGCCACCAGCAAACUGAAUAUGCUGCUGCGGUGAAUUUCUCAUACUAGCAUUUCAUGGUGCAGGUCGCUACAGAAAGAAAGGCUGGUCAGUGAGAUGAAGUGAAGAAGCACUGACUAUUGACCGUAUGAAAACAGUAGGGUGUCUUCUCAAUAGGUGUAAAACAUAACGCACUGCAAGUGUGCAGUAAAUGCCAGUGACAGGGCAAAGUGCCUUAAUACCAACUGACACAACGGUUACAUGUCCUUUAUAAGCAAGUUUAAACAAAGCUUGAAACUAUAGAAGAGCAUGGUUGUGAUUGCAUGCCCAUUGAAGACCUUCCAAGUGCCUUGCGCUGAAUGGCUGGUGACCAAAGCGAGUCUUCCCUGCUCCAGUGAACUGUAGCGUGGCACAAAUGGAGCACCGAGUAAACAUUAAGUUUCGUGCGCUCUUUGUUGUGUCAUGACUCAACUGUGUGUGAUGAAGAUCAACGUGCCUUCUGUUACUUCGGUGAAGAAUAGAGGCACAUGAAGAAGAAAUCAGCAUGAACAUGGUUCCUGUUAUCCUUGUUAUCUUUGCACUCCCGAAGUUGCCAAAGAGGUACUUGUUUGUCUCAA